Nerophis lumbriciformis (worm pipefish) is the source of this 3970-nucleotide messenger RNA. RefSeq names its product TBC1 domain family member 20. Gene Ontology annotation, cellular component: endoplasmic reticulum membrane. Gene Ontology annotation, biological process: positive regulation of GTPase activity; endoplasmic reticulum to Golgi vesicle-mediated transport. NCBI's taxonomy places the organism in Eukaryota, Metazoa, Chordata, Actinopteri, Syngnathiformes, Syngnathidae. The record is from RefSeq and is a predicted model, not a curated record. Gene Ontology annotation, molecular function: GTPase activator activity.
GGUGGAUGAAUAAUACGGCCAAUAAAGCGUCUAUGGUGAAUUAAAUAUUUUACACAACAAAGUGUCGUUGGUAAAAUAAUGUUUUGUGUCAAUCAGUGCUAAAUGAGAUAUUAUAUCGUUAACAAUUACACCAUAUCACUGCGACUUCAAAGAACUACAGCACAGUCAAGUUUGCUUGAGACCACAUUCUGUCAACCGACCAAUCAUCUUCAACUUCUUAGUCACGUUCAUUUUUUGACCAAUCGUCGCCAAGCCUCGUAGUUUUAAGUGUGUGUAGGUUGUGCCACUACCAGCCUCAGCUGUCGCGAAGUCUGGUAAGACGUGGAAGUGACGGUCGAUGUCAUGAAUGAUUUUACAAGCUGAAUGAACUGUUAUUGGCCUGGAAACAACGACUUCUUUGUGUGACCAUGAUAUAUUAAUAGGGAAUGAAAAAGCCCAAGAGAAAGAAACGUAAUAGCGUAGGAGUUGAGGUGCUACCUGUCGAGAGAGAUGUAAACUGUGGGAAAAAACAGAAGUUGGCUGAGAUACAUCAGGCUUUGAACAGUGAUCCGGUGGAUAUUGAGACCCUCCAGAGGGCUGCCACCAGCAAAGGGGGACUGUUUACAGAUGAACUGCGGAGAAGAGUGUGGCCUAAACUACUUAACAUCAAUGUAUAUGAACUGCCUUAUAAACCUGGGAGAGCUGGGCGGGAGAACCAAAAGGACUACAACCAGAUUGUCAUGGAUGUCAGGAGAUCCAUGAAGCGCUUCCCGAAAUGUAUGCUGUCUACAGAAAGAGAUGUUCUACAAGAACAGCUCAUUGACGUCAUACUAGAGGUUUUAAGAUGCAACCCCCAGCUGAACUACUACCAGGGCUACCACGACGUGGCGGUCACGCUGUUACUGGUUGUUGGUGAGCGGAUGACCAUCGCAAUGCUGCACACCUUAUCCAAAUAUCACCUCAGGGAUUUCAUGGACCCCACAAUGGACAGCACCAAACAUAUUUUAAACUAUUUGAUGCCUUUAUUGGAAGAAGUGGACAAGGAGCUUCAUGACUUCAUGAUCAGAGCGGAGGUGGGGACCAUCUUUGCUUUGUCCUGGCUCAUCACGUGGUAUGGACAUGUCCUGUUGGAGCCCAAACUCACACUGAGACUCUACGACUUCUUCUUGGCCUCUCACCCCAUGAUGCCCAUCUACCUAGCUGCUACAAUCGUGUUGCACAGGGAGAAGGAGGUGAAGCAGACGGAAUGUGACAUGGCCAUGGUGCACCACCUCCUCUCGCGCAUCCCCCAGGACCUCCCUUAUGAGCGCCUCAUCGGCCAGUCGCAGGAGCUGUUUGUCCGCUUCCCUCCCUCCUUGCUGGCCAAGCGGGCGGAGCUGCGGUCUCGUAAAAGCCAGUCAAUGAGUAACUUCAAGACGUUUCAGCUUGCGACGCUCCACCAGAGACCAGACUCAGUACUCCAGCGCCUUACUACAUCCUCCAAACGAGCAGCUCGUCACUCAGGCUUGGAUGAGGCUUUGCCCCGGGACGGAGGCCAGCGUUGGGGGAAGGGGAGCAGGAUGGUGAAGAUGGCCGUGUUGGGGCUGUCGGCGACGCUGGGAGCGGCAGUGUUCGCGGUGGCUCAGACAGCCUUGGACUGGGGACCCGAUGUGUUGCUGCAGCUCUUCUGAGGCGACGCCGUAUUCGUUUAAAGGGUCUUAAGAGGCUUUUUCUUGUGUGAGGACUAGAAGCAUAUAUAUAUAUAUAUGCGUAUAUCUUAAGGGGAAAUUAGUUUUAUGGAAACAAAGGGGAUUUUAUUUUAAAGGGGAACUGCACUUUUUUUGGAAUUUUGCAUGUUGUCCCCAAUCAAUAUGAAAGACAAGACGAUAUAUAUAUAUAUAUAUAUAUAUAUAUAUAUUUUUUUUUAAUGCAUUCCAACUUCUAAUUAAGCAUACAUAAAAUUUCUGCUUAAAAUGGAGCCAAUAAGAGGUCCAAGUAAAUAACCAUUCAAAAAGCGCCAACAAUACUCCAUUUACAUUUUGCGACUUAAAUAUUAACCAAGUGUUAGUGAUACUGUUAUUACAAGCGCUAAUGCUGACAAAUAUAGCAGCGCUGUGAUCACUAGCUAGUUUGGCUAUAUUGACAUCAUUGGCUGGUGAGCUGCUCUCGCGUCAGAGCUCGUGGAAAUAUAUUGUAGAAUAUCAAAUCAAAUCAACUUUAUUUAUAAAGCACAUUUAAAAUUUACCACAGGGGUAGCCAAAGUGCUGAAUAAGACGUAAGCCGACAAAUUGGUGCACUUUGACAGCCAAUUUAGACCUGGAAAUUGUGAGAAAGACACGGAAAUUUGCUUGGUUCCAACACCCUUCGCAGGAUAAUGAGUCAUUCUUCAUCUAAACGGGAAUUUAACAAGAUUCUAUAAAUCGGCAUCCUUAUGACAGCAGACAUUGUAUUGUAAGUGAUGUUUUAUUAUGUUUAUCUCUCAUGAAGUCUGCAGUAAGUAAUAAUCAGUGAUGUUGUGGAAGAAAAAAGCGAACAUUGCGAUGCAUUUUUUAAAUUAUUGAGCCACGUAUGCUCAAAAUGAGCAAAAUACGUAAAUAUUACGUUAUUAUAAGUGUGCCUUUUACUACAUUACAUCAAUACUUAACAGCAUGUAUGUAAAACUUUAAUGGAGGUGUUUUUCUAAGGGUUCUAUAGGCAGAAUAGAGUGACUCUCAUAAGCUCUAUUGUAAGCAGACUUUUGAUCGCAUUUAUUUACUAUUAGGAUGCAUAAGUGCAGUUUCCCUCGAAGAAGUAGCUUAGUGGGACAUGGUUUGAAAUGCUUUACAUUCAGGUUACAGUGCCACACUGUCGUCGGCAUUACUCAGCUUUAGUCUAUUAUUACUGUGUGUGUGAGUGUGUGUGUGCACGCGUCUUUUAGAAAUGAAUUAUAUAUUUUAGUUUAGUUUUUGUAAUGCACUCUGCAGCUGUAUCUAGAAGCCAAAAAGUGCCUCUGGCCAAAGCAAUAUGAGAAAUGAUUUAAGAGCUCAAAGCUUCUUGUUGUGAGGAGAGGUGCAGAGAUGACAAAAAUCCAGGCGCUAUUUAUUGCUACAGGUGUCUGUGAGAUACUGUAUGUACACAAAUCAACCAUGCUGCAAUUUUGCACAUGUGCGAUAGAGGCAUUGAAGUAUGUAUAUAUUUUUGCUGAUCAAUCGAGGAAAUACCCCCAAGCAGCCUUAUGCAGGCAUGCACCUGAAAGGCUGCUUUUACUUGAGUGUCAUAUGUCACAAGCAUUUGUGUCGCACGCUGUUUUUACCAAAUGUAAUGGGAAAAAAUUAUAAUUUGUGUUAAUUUGUGGAAAAAUAACUACACGCUCACUAUCUGUCCAAGGUACUUUGUUAGAAUAUAAUUGUGGCGUUUCAGAACUUAAAAUGAAUCAAUAAUACAAACAAGGCAAAGCGCUGUCUGCCGCGUUUGCCGACUUUGCGAUGAAAUAUUUAUCGGCUUGUUAUGAGCACGCGACCCAACUGCAUCUGUUAGCACAACUUUGCUAGAGUUGCGGCUCAGCGCGGUCCUCCCUCGUAUCACCCCUCUCGUCAGGCUAAUGGCCAGCAUGUGUCAUUGAUUUAAAGUUGCUGUGCAACGUGUGAAUCCUCACAAGUGUUUUAAGUGCAGCUCAUCAAAACAAACACAACAAAAUAAAAACACCAGAGGGUUAAAAGGUUAGUUCAACCUAGACGUGUACGUCUCCAGGGCAGCUGGAGGCAAUCAGAGCAGGGUUGCUGAGCUGAGUAAUUAACAAUCCAGUCAAUCUGUCGCUCUUAUUACUUAGCUAGUUAAGAGGCCUGGACUAGAACUGAGACUUUUAUUGUUGAUCACUUUUUAAUAAGACCAUCAAUGAAUCAAACCUUGUUUGCUGGUCCGUAAUCAGUUUGUGCGUCACUGGCCUGUUUUUUGUGUGCCAUGGUGCUCUUGUUGCCUGCUUGAUAACUUGUAUUUAUUGUAACAAUCUGGCAAUUAAAAGGAUCUUGUUGCA